UUAAUGAGGCGAACAAUGGCCUCGGGCUACCUGACCUGAGUGACAGAAAUGAAAGCCUUAAUUGAAUUUUUCUGUUGAGAAUUUUUUAAUUCCAGCCGCUACCCACAUCAACAAUAAACCGAAAUAUCAGCAGGUGGGCUCUUUGGCUUGAACAUAGCCCUUUGUGCCUGUUUUGGCCCCUAAUGGAGUUGUUUUCGGGCUAGAACAGAUGUUUGCCACAUGCUUGGCCCAUUACCGACGAACAUCGUUAGCAGGGCCAAAAGGCGUCUUAAGGGUUAAGCUCGUUUGCCUGCCAUUUGAUUUAAUAGUACGACUAAUUAAUAAAAGUUACGAUCACUGCUUAAAACCUAGAUACAGUAUUGGACUCCAUCGCGGCCCUAUCGCUUCAUUAUGGGGCUUUACAAGUUUUUAAAUUUACUUAAAUGCUUAAGUACGCUUUGGGCGCCCACUGCACUUACUUUGAAUGACUGCCAGACUCCACUUAAGCUGCAAACGGUGUAGAACAAGGACCGGGGAAGCCAGCCCAUCAUACUGGCCUUUGCAAAAAAGUUGGCCUAAUCCUCUGGGUGCGUCCGAAUGAAUUUCACGCUGAGAUUUGUCUAUCACGAGUUUAAUCCUUUCAUUUUUAAGCCAAUCAAAAUGAACGUUGCAACCUCUCAAGUUACUCCAAAUUUAAGAGUACCAAAAAAUAUGUAUUAUACACUUUUUUUUACCUGUAAAAGGCGGGUAGGUGUCAUUCCAGUUGUCCAAUUUGCACUUACAUUCACGCAGACAAUUCGUUUAUAUAGCCUGGCAGGGCAGGGAUAAAAAAUGGGAAAUGGGCGCGUAAAUAUGACAGUAACCAUCAUAUAGAUAGCAGAAAAGUUACUUCCUCAGCCACGUUAUUAAAUAAUAAAACGGAGAAAUUUACACUCGAUUGCGCGCAUCAUUCGAGGUCGAUGCUGCACCGGGGCCAAAGUGGCCAAAAGGACGAGGACGCUGAAUGCAAUUUCAGCCAGAAGAAUGACGGUGUUCGGAAAAAACAGAGGUGGCGAUAAUGAAAGGGCCGAACAAAGAAAAAACCGCUAACAAGCAAUUGAAAGGUCUAAAAACAAACGAAAACUUUGGGCGCAAAUAAAGCGUUAAAAUGGGAAUAGGCGAAUCGUAUAUUAAAGGCUAUUUUCACUUUGCAGUCCUGCCGAAAAAAUAUUGAUUAAAAUUUGGCCAGCCUAAAAAAUGGUAAUGAAAGAAAUAAUUUUUUAAAGCAGAUGUAACACUCGGCUACAAAUUAAACGAGCUGUAAUAAUCCUUCGAAGGACAUAAAUGCAAACUACAGAAAAGUGCUUUAUUUUAGACAUGUAUUUUGCAACUAUUUUACAUUAGAUUUUUUAUAUUUGCUUAAAUUAGUAGAUAGAUUGUUGAUACUUUUUAAGGCAUGUAGUGUACGUAGCAUGGUGUUAUAUAAAAAAUGCAUUGUCAAAACUGUCACUACACCCACACACAUAAAUUACUUAUUAAACAAAUUAAAACAUUAUAUUAAAAAUCUGCCAAGAUUCAAACGAACCAAUAAAAUAAUUUGACAUAUUGAGGUGCAAUUUUCGAGAAUGCAUAUGAUUUCAAUUGGUUAUUUUUCAGCUGCUUUUAAAGUUGUUCUGCAAAUCAAGAACAGCUGUUUGGCUUUAAAUGAACAGCUAGUAGCUCAUUAGCUCAGUUGCCUGCUAUUUGUCGCCAUGAACACAGCGACCACAAUCGCCAUCGGAUUCUUAAUGUCCAUCCCACUGAUCCUGAUGCAGCAGGACCCACAAACAGCCAACUGGUCGGCUCAAAUCGCUCUGGAACUUCAGGAGCAGCCGGACAAGUUGGCCUAUUGUCGUUCGCUUCAGCAACAGAAUCUUCGGAUAUCGCUCCAAAACACUGGAUGUGCCGCCAUUCUGAGCAACCAGCUCGGCGUGACAGGCGAAAUGCUACUCGAGAUUCAAAAGCGCUGCUGGGCGGGAUGGGGACUCCUGGCAGGACGAUGUCGCAAGUUGGCCUAGAAUUUAAGGUGCGCAAAAUAUUCCAAACCUUGUAGCUAACUGAAAUAAAGAACACAAUGGCAGGCAGCAUAUGUA
Messenger RNA from Drosophila sechellia, 2090 nucleotides. RefSeq lists its product as uncharacterized. Bases 1710 to 2015 code for a protein of 101 amino acids. The record is from RefSeq and is a predicted model, not a curated record. NCBI's taxonomy places the organism in Eukaryota, Metazoa, Arthropoda, Insecta, Diptera, Drosophilidae. The transcript has a single exon.